Myotis davidii is the source of this 2602-nucleotide messenger RNA. It is a transcript of the gene GTPBP1, whose product is annotated as GTP binding protein 1. Gene Ontology annotation, molecular function: translation elongation factor activity; GTP binding; GTPase activity. The transcript is spliced from 12 exons. The coding region runs from base 263 to 2029 and encodes 588 amino acids. The record is from RefSeq and is a predicted model, not a curated record. Gene Ontology annotation, biological process: translational elongation. Lineage: Eukaryota; Metazoa; Chordata; Mammalia; Chiroptera; Vespertilionidae.
UGCCCUGCCACUUACAAAGGCUCUGUGACCUUGGGAAAGUUUGGCUUCUCAGUUCUUCAGCUACGUGGUUUUUUAAGUACAGCUGGUUGUAAAAAUGAGAGAUGCCUAUAAGACCCCUAGUAUGGUGCCUAAUACAUAACUAUUCAGUAAAUGAAGUGAACUGAAGAACUGAUCAUUCCCUGUGCAGUUUAAUAAUAGCAGCCGAUGGAAGCUGGUUCUAGUGAGCCCUACGUCAGAGCAGUAUGACAGCCUACUUCGGCAGAUGUGGGAGAGGAUGGACGAGGGAUGCGGAGAGACCAUAUAUGUCAUUGGGCAGGGAUCAGAUGGGACUGAGUACGGGCUGAGCGAAGCAGACAUGGAGGCCUCCUACGCCACAGUGAAAAGCAUGGCCGAGCAGAUAGACGCCGACGUCAUCCUCCUGCGGGAGCGGCAGGAAGCGGGCGGCCGCGUGCGGGACUACCUGGUCCGGAAGCGAGUGGGAGACAAUGACUUCCUGGAGGUCAGGGUAGCGGUAGUGGGCAAUGUGGAUGCUGGCAAAAGCACGCUUCUGGGGGUCCUGACACACGGGGAGCUGGACAAUGGCCGAGGCUUUGCCCGCCAGAAACUCUUCCGCCACAAACAUGAGAUCGAAUCUGGUCGCACCAGCAGUGUGGGCAACGACAUUCUGGGCUUUGACAGCGAAGGCAAUGUGGUGAACAAGCCAGACAGCCACGGUGGCAGCCUGGAGUGGACGAAGAUUUGUGAGAAAUCCACUAAAGUGAUCACCUUCAUUGACUUGGCUGGCCACGAGAAAUACCUGAAGACCACGGUCUUCGGCAUGACGGGCCACCUGCCUGACUUCUGCAUGCUCAUGGUGGGCAGCAAUGCUGGCAUCGUGGGGAUGACCAAGGAGCACCUGGGCUUGGCAUUGGCACUCAAUGUGCCUGUUUUUGUGGUGGUCACCAAGAUUGAUAUGUGUCCUGCUAACAUCUUGCAAGAAACCCUGAAGCUGUUACAGCGCCUGCUGAAGUCGCCAGGCUGCCGCAAGAUCCCUGUGCUGGUGCAGAGCAAGGAUGAUGUGAUCGUUACCGCCUCCAACUUCAGCUCCGAGAGGAUGUGCCCGAUAUUCCAGAUCUCCAACGUCACAGGCGAGAACCUAGAUCUGCUGAAGAUGUUCCUCAACCUCCUGUCCCCCCGCACCAGCUACCGUGAGGAGGAGCCGGCGGAGUUUCAGAUCGACGACACGUACUCCGUGCCGGGUGUGGGGACGGUGGUGUCAGGGACCACACUCAGGGGCCUGAUCAAGCUGAAUGACACGCUGCUGCUGGGCCCGGAUCCUCUGGGGAACUUCCUGUCCAUCGCUGUGAAGUCCAUCCACCGCAAGCGCAUGCCUGUCAAGGAGGUGCGGGGCGGCCAGACAGCCUCCUUUGCGCUGAAGAAGAUUAAGCGCUCAUCCAUCCGGAAGGGCAUGGUGAUGGUUUCCCCGCGUUUGAAUCCCCAAGCAUCCUGGGAAUUUGAGGCCGAGAUCCUCGUCCUCCACCACCCCACCACAAUUAGCCCACGCUACCAGGCCAUGGUGCACUGUGGGAGCAUCAGGCAGACGGCCACCAUUCUGAGCAUGGACAAGGACUGUCUACGCACUGGGGACAAGGCCACGGUGCACUUCCGCUUUAUCAAGACCCCCGAGUACCUGCACAUAGACCAGCGGCUGGUGUUCCGGGAAGGCCGCACCAAGGCCGUGGGCACCAUCACCAAGCUCCUCCAGACCACCAACAACUCCCCAAUGAACUCCAAGCCUCAGCAGAUUAAAAUGCAGUCGACGAAAAAAGGCCCCCUGACCAAACGAGAAGAUGGGGGUCCCCCUGGAGGGCCGACCGUAGGGGUGCCUCCCCCUGGAGACGAAGCAGGCUCUCUGGGGGCUGCACAGUCAGCUGCAUCCAGCAGUCUCCAGCCAACGCUCAAGCCCAGCAGUGGGGGCCGGCGACGAGGGGGCCAGCGUCACAAGGUGAAGAACCAGGGGGCCUGCAUGACUCCUGCCAGUGGCUGCUGAGCUUCUCCUUCCCACCCAAGGGAUUCUGUGUUCUGGCCACCCUCCAUCCGAUGGGCCAGAGCAGUCACCACCCUCCCCAGGCCACAGCCGGAGCCUCAUCAUUCCCCAGCCCUGUUCCCGGGGCUCUAAUUUAUAGCCGAGGACGCCGGCAGACUUCCGGAGCACUACCAUCUCCCGCCCUCUCGGCCGCCUUCUUCCUCACUCAGUCUUUGUACAUCUGGGCCCUUAGUUUUUAUUCUUUUAUUUUCUCUCUCUCAUGUGCGUGUGUGCGUGCGCGUGUGUGGGUGUGUGCAUGGCCACUCCGGGCCCUGGCAGUCUGUCUUCUCUUCCUUUCCUCCUCCAUGGCUGGCCCCGGCCUCCAGGAGCUGUCCGUCCGUGUGUGUGUCUGUGAGAACCUUUAGGGGCUGUCGGGAGCUGAAGGGCCUCCCUCCCAGUGCUGCUCUGUGCCCGGAGCCCUCUCUGGAGCUGGCCUCGGGGCGGGGGCUGCAGGUAUACGUGCUGCUCCUCCGUCUCAGGAGCCUCCUCCUGGGACUCGGGCCUUCUGGCAGGGUCGACAGUGCUGGCUCCCUUUCU